AUGGGCUCCUCGGUUUGCAAUCGAUGGCUGGUCGCUGCGGCAUGUUGCUGGAUGAACCUUUUCGGCUUCGCCAUGCUCCGUUCAAUGGCAGUCGUCUACGUGGGUGUCCUGCAGGAGUUUCACGUCACCAGGGGACAAGCGGCGUGGCCCCUCAGUCUGACCGGAGUUUUCUACACGUUCACAGCGCCUGCAGUGGGAGUCCUUGCACGACACAUCAGCGUAUGGAAGCUGACAUUGGCGGGAUCUGUGGCCAGCUCCAUCUGUGUUUCGCUCUGCUACUUCGCCAAUGGCAUACCCUAUCUUAUCGUGUGCUAUGGAAUCUCGCAAGGUAUCAGCAUCGCGUUUAUAUCGCUUACCCACACGGUCAUCAACCAAAACUUCAGUAAUCACAAAGCAGUCGCCUCUGGAAUCAGCAGUGCGGGAUUUACGAUUGGAGGUCUCGUCUUCCCACCUAUGGUACAGUUCUUCUUCAACAGAUACGGCCUAAGAGGAGGUUUCUUGUUGUGUGGUGCUUUGAUGCUCAACGCUUCAGCCGGUGCUCUACUACAACGAGGUUCUCGGGCGGUGUCUAUUUCUACUUGUGACGGGAAAGCUCAGGAUGAUCCUCAUAAAACCAGGUCACUGCAAGAAGACGACCUUGAAAACUGCAGUUUGUGCGUUGCAGAACUCUCAGCAGGACUUAUGCCGAAAUCUGCAGAGGCGUCCAGCAAAGACCAGAUAAACGCCAAAGAUGAAGAAACCAAUUUUCGUCUUUCUCCGAGAGCAACAGAAACACUCGGAGCUCAUCAACUCGGUGCACAGAAUAUAAAACUUGAGGAGUCACAACUUCACGCUGCGCAAAAUAUGUAUGAAGUUUCGAGGACACUGCACAGACUAGUUCCAGGGUCAAAUCUUCAAAAUCGAAUAAUCGGAUCGUUGUCGUUCCUUGCCAUCCUUAAGUUUUACAUUAUCGUUCUCUCAUUUUCCCAAAUCAUUUUUAGCAUGACCACCUACCUGACGGUCAUCGUGGACUUUGCGAUGGAUCGGGACAUUUCGAGAUGGAACGCUGUUCUCCUUAUCACGUGCUGUGCGGCAGUGGACAUGGUGUCGAGACUAGCAUCAGGAUGGAUAACGGACAAAGGAUUCUUAAGGAGAAGCUCCAUGAUGACGCUGCACUUCCUUCUCUCGGCCACGUCCCUGCAUCUUGUACCUCUUUGUCACUCAUACACCCCGAUUGUCUUUAUGUCCGUGAUCGUGGGCUGGUGCAAUGGAGCCACCAUUGUUCUUAUACCAGUGUUCCUGAUGGAACUGGUGGAUGCUGGUAAAUUCAGCGUCUGCUACGGGACGGCGACCUUCUUGGCUGGCCUUCCCAUGCUGGCCCGCCCCGUGAUAAUCGGGUACUUCAGGGACACGUUGGGAGAUUACCGGGGACUCUUCUGGCUCCUCGGAACAUUGUCAGCCUGCAACGUCAUCUUAUGGUGCUGGCUCUAUUGGAAAGAGAGACAAGUAUGCAACGUCCGUAAUUUAGUCAACGAACAGCGCCAGAUGAAUCAUUCACAGGCUUGA
Ixodes scapularis (black-legged tick) is the source of this 1545-nucleotide messenger RNA. Its product is annotated as monocarboxylate transporter 2-like. The coding region runs from base 1 to 1545 and encodes 514 amino acids. The transcript has 4 exons. Gene Ontology annotation, biological process: transmembrane transport. The record is from RefSeq and is a predicted model, not a curated record. Gene Ontology annotation, molecular function: monocarboxylic acid transmembrane transporter activity. NCBI's taxonomy places the organism in Eukaryota, Metazoa, Arthropoda, Arachnida, Ixodida, Ixodidae.